AUGGAUGUGAUUCUGGAUGUGUUGGAUACCCUAGUAUUCGACCGACUGUACGCAGCGGUUCUCCCACGACAUAGUGCAACGAAAAUAGCACAUUACUUUCCCUCCAAUGGCACAGAACUGGCAACAUUAAACGAGAGUGUUAAUCGUUAUUUCGCCCUAUCACCUUCUAAAUGGGCUACACAAAGUAUCUUACCCAGAGACCACCUCCUUCGGCAAAGUUUGAGUUUGUUUCUUAUUACAUGGUUAUUUGGCAUCAUUCUUUACUUCCUCAGCGCCACCCUUUCGUUUCACUUCAUCUACGACAAGCGCGCCAUGAAGCAUCCAAAAUUCCUACGUAACCAGAUUUCCAUGGAGAUCGCGCAAGCCGUGAACGCAAUGCCCGUGAUGGCAGCCCUCACUGUUCCAUUUUUCCUGGCUGAAGUCCGGGGAUACACAAAGCUGUACGAUUUCUCCAGCCAGGCGCCGUUUCCGCUUUACACAUACCUCCAAUAUCCUAUCUUCAUUGCGUUCACCGACUUCGGAAUCUAUUGGAUUCAUCGCGGAGAGCAUCAUCCCAAGGUCUAUAAGCAUCUACACAAGCCCCAUCACAAGUGGAUCAUCUCGACUCCGUUUGCCAGCUACGCCUUUCACCCGGUGGAUGGGUGGGCACAGAGCCUGUCAUACCACGUCUUUCCUAUCCUGUUCCCUCUCCAGAAAGUCGCCUACCUGGGCCUGUUUGUGUUUGUGACAAUCUGGACUGUUAUGAUCCAUGAUGGAGAGUAUGCUCUGGACUCACCUGUUGUGAACGGUUCCGCCUGUCAUACUAUUCACCACUACUAUUUCAAUUACAACUACGGCCAAUUUCUGACCAUCUGGGACCGUAUUGGAGGAAGCUAUAGAAAGCCAAAUCGGGAGCUUUUUGACCGCGAAGUGCGGAUGACACAAAAUGAAAUCAAGAAACAGGUCGAGGAGAUGGAGAAACUCGUCAAGGAGGUCGAGGGCGUUGAUGACCGGUGUUAUGAGACUCAGACAGAGAUGAAAAAAACCCUUUAA
Messenger RNA from Aspergillus oryzae RIB40, 1032 nucleotides. RefSeq names its product sterol desaturase family protein. The record is from RefSeq and is a predicted model, not a curated record. Gene Ontology annotation, biological process: lipid biosynthetic process. The transcript is spliced from 3 exons. NCBI's taxonomy places the organism in Eukaryota, Fungi, Ascomycota, Eurotiomycetes, Eurotiales, Aspergillaceae. Bases 1 to 1032 code for a protein of 343 amino acids. Gene Ontology annotation, molecular function: oxidoreductase activity; iron ion binding.